Molecule: messenger RNA, 1286 nt
Organism: Eruca vesicaria subsp. sativa (arugula)
Lineage: Eukaryota; Viridiplantae; Streptophyta; Magnoliopsida; Brassicales; Brassicaceae
Source: the annotation of a GenBank genome assembly
AUGAGAACUCUGGAAUUAGCUUUAUCUCCACCUCCAACAUCUUUAAUUCCUUCUUUCAACCACUCCACCACACAAACCGUCGGAGUUGAUGUCAAGACCACCUUCAAUGCUCAGCUUCUCCUAAGGAGACCCAAACACCAAAACCCAGAACCCGUCGUCGUCCUUCAACCCCAGAUUCCGAUAGACCGACCUCAAGCGCCCAUUCCUCGUUGCUCGACUUCCGAUAUUCUCCGAAUAAUGGACUCUCUGUCUCUACCUGGAAACGAAGAUCUAUACUCUUGUCUCGCCAAGGAAUCAACCACCGAUUGCGAUCAACGUGGAGCUUACGAACUAACAGCUCAUAUCAUGAAGUCUAGUGUAAGACCCAGGACGACGUUUCUCAACCGUCUCCUCCUGAUGCAUGUAUCCUGUGGGCGUCUAGAUAUCGCACGCCAGGUGUUCGAUAGAAUGCCUCACAGAGAUUUUCAUUCCUGGGCUAUCGUUAUUCUCGGCUGUAUCGAAAUGGGUCAUUACGAAGAGGCUGCUUUUCUCUUUGUUUCCAUGUUGAAACACCAGAAUGGUGCUUCCAAGAUCAGGCCUUGGAUCAUGGGCUGCGUUCUAAAAGCGUCUGCUAUGAUCAGAGAUUUGGGGUUGGGGAAACAGGUACAUGGCUUGUGUCAGAAGCUAGGGUUUAUAGAUGAAGAAGACUCAUAUCUCUCGGCCUCCUUUAUACGUUUCUACGGGGAGUUCGGUUGUUUGGAAGACGCUAAUCUUGUGCUGCGCCAGCUCUCUUAUGCUGACACCCUUGUUUGGGCAGCCAAGGUUAGUAACGACUGCAGAGAAGGGGAGUUUCAAGAGGUGAUCCGUGGUUUCAUAGAAAUGGGUAAGCACGGGGUCAAGAAGAAUGUCUCCGUGUUCUCUAGCGUUUUGAAAGCAAGUAUAUGGGUCAGUGACGGUGGGAGAAGCGGGGGAGGAGUGCACGCGGAUGCUAUAAAGCUCGGGUUUGAGUCUGAUUGUUUUGUCCUAUGUCGGUUAAUCGAGAUGUAUGGGAAGUAUGGGAAGGUGAAAGAUGCAGAGAAGGCGUUCUUAAGUAGAGAGGAUGAGACGAGUGUUAGCUGCUGGAACGCUAUGGUCGCGGGUUAUAUGCAUAAUGGGUGUUAUAUUGAAGCCAUCAAGCUUCUCUAUCAAAUGAAAGCAACUGGUAUAACAGUACAGGACACACUCUUGAGUGACGUCAAGCUCAAGCCCACCUCUAGAUAUAUUAACAAACACUAGGUAAAGAAAAUAACUAGCUUGAUGGCUUGAUA